AGGUAUCCAUGUAUACCUACUAGGAUGUGCCAUACAGACUCUCAGCGUACGAUACCUAGGCAAGGUACAGUAAGUAUUGCCUGUUGGGUAAGCCAGCAUAUGCAAGUCAACACAGCCGCACGCCUCCUCCGAGCAAAAAUGCAGAGAACCUGACCUGAAUAUUGCACACCCUCCGAGACACCCUGGACAUGAUCAGUGUGCCGUGCAGCUGCAGAUGCAUCGCAGAUGUGGAAGAGGCCAAAGAGCCUGGCUAGUCUGGUCGGGCUUACGCUGCCCGGGGCGGGCUUGGAGGUCGGUGCCCGUCAUGACCUGUAGGGUGACUUGGUGAGUGAGGUGGCUUGGCUCCCUCCAACAGUGGGCCGCCGUCUAUAGCCACUUCACUAAAACACUAAAUACAGGGCUGCCUUUUAGCUCAUCAGUCCCCGCUCCGACUUCACCAGCACCAGCACCAGCACCACCAGCGGCUUUUCUAAGUUACCCACCACCAGCACCACCGUGACCUCCCAACCCCAAAGUAUAUCAUCUCCCCACACCACCUGCAUCCUCCGUUUCCCCUUCCCUCUUCUUCUUCCUUCUUUACGAGCAAUUCGUCCUACGUUCUCUUUCUUCUUACUCGGUUGCGGCAGCUUAGCAGGCGAUUUCACCUCAAAAGAUCAGACAAGAUAAUACUAUAGUACAGCCCAUCAACCUCUACUAUCCCACCUAUCUACCAAUCCCUGCUCUGCUCCGUCUUCCGACAUUUCUCUUUAUUUGAUAUAUUAUUGUUCGACAUCACUGGCACCGUAUUCCGCCUUCAAUCAGCGAUAAACGCAACGCCCGACGCCGACGUUUGACGUUUAUUAAAACGUCCCGUUACCGUUCUACGAUACCCGCCACCCCCCGUUCCGCCCUAGCGAUAGACAUAGCAUAGACACCCCUGCGAUCCGCUCCGCUUCGCUUCACUAACAUGCCCGUCCAACUACUUCCGGCGUCGGCCGCCGCUUUCGCUCCCCGGGCUUCAUCAGUCAACGUUGUCUUGGGUUCAAAAGUCGAGUCUUGGCUUACACAGACUCUCAAGCGCAUCAACCGUGUCAAGCGUCCUCUCAACUCUGUACCCCAGCAUCAGCGGUGCCUCACCGAGACUCUCUCGUCACCAAACGCCAUAUGGACCUUGACCUCUCUCAUGCUGCCCAAGACCCCCGAGUCAGACUUCAAGCGUGAUGCCAGCAACCCUCUGGUCGAGGCCAUCAUGAACUACGAGCUCAUACAUGUCGAGGCUUACAUUGUCCAUGUCGACAUGGUUCUGCGAAAUGAGGUCGCCUACAAGCUCACCAAGGACACCAUCGAUGCUCUCGUCGAGUACCACAAGGAAAUCCACUGUGUCGAUGCAAAGGCCAACACCUACGACUGGACAGACAAGGAGCAGCAAUGCAAGAAGCUUCACGACGAUUUUGUUCAAGACAUCAACAAGUUUGUCUUCCGCACCCACGUCUCUGCUCUCGAGGGUCUCGAGGAGGAGGGCGCUGGUGAACUCCUCUGUGGCAAGAGCGAGGAGGUCAAGAACUGCAUCAGUGCUCUUAUGAAGCCCCUGUUACCCCCUCCUCCUCCUCGUGUCGUCGAAGUUGUCCGACAACCUACGCUGCUCCCUAGCUCUCCUGUCAACAACAUGUGGUCGCAGCAUGGUCUUCACGGCAAUCUUGCUGCUGUUGACUCAUGGAGGGUACUUCCCUCAAGCCCCAGCGUCACAUCAUCGGCCGACUCAAACACAAGUCCUAUCUGGGCACCCAUGACCAUGGAUGAUCUGUCACCUACUCCCGCCUUCACCCAGCCUCACUCCACGGCCGGCUUCUUCUGGAGCUCGCCUCAAGUGACAGCACCCAUCCCCGCUCUCCCUCUUCCUAGUAUGCUCGCCCCUGCUCAAUGUGGUGUCGGCAUGGGCAUGACAGGAAUGGGGGGCAUGAGCGGCAUGAGCGGCAUGGGAGGCUUUGGCUGGGACCGAUACCAAGAGUAUGCGACCAUCAUGUGACAACCAGGGCCCCAGGACAGCUAUCCAGUGGUGACGACCUCGAGCUAUUAAUACUGCACCAACCCCUUCCUCGUUUCCCGGAGAAAAGUUGAAGCUCUUAAAUUUCGCAGCGGCAUAGAACUAUCAUCCAUCAUGGGCACGGCAUAUCGGCGUUUUCUUGCAUCAGGAACGGUGUUUCGAACAGUUUUAUAACAAUAUCCCCUCUCGCAUUGUUUUUGUUCUUUAUCUCUUUUUCAUUUUUUAUUUUCUUUGUCUUCAUAGCAAGCGUUCUUUUGGUUUAGGGGAAUCUGGUCUUAUCACCCCCUCCGGGAAACACUCUUCAACGGUCUUUCACACAAUCUCUCUAUCGUCUCUGGACUUUUCUUUCAUCUACCACAACACCACAUGGCUGGAUCCGGGGCGGGUAUUUGGAUGCAUUUACAACUGGGCAGGGAUCCGAUACAGGCGGCUUGUUUUCUUUUGGCCUUUUUCCUUCUUUGGUUCUCAAGAAAAAGACGUACACGCAGCAAUGCACGACGCUCGGCUCUAGUCCGAGACAGAAACUUCUCUGCGGAUUCUUCGCUGAUAUCCCCGGGACUUUCUUUUUCCUUCUUUCCCCCCUUCUUUCCUUUAUUUGUUCGGUUUAGAGAGGCUUUUUGGAAGAUACCCCUUACAGACGGGGACGACACACAACUGACACACUCACUUCGCUUCGUUCUUUGGCCUGCUUCCCGAUUCACGACGAUAUUAUUUUAAUGGCGACCUCUUCUACGACUCGAUGACGAAUGACUACUUUUUUUUCAGACAUGAUACGAUUUACGAGCGAAAUCACAAAUAAUCGGCUUGAUGUCGAAACCUGACUUCUUUUCGAAAGAGUAUCGAGCACUGAACCUCACGCUUCAUUCGGCACGAUGUCCAAUCUCGAAGAUGGUGACUGGACUGGCUCCAGGACAUUGCAUCUGAACACAAGGCCGUCUCGACUACAUCGCGUACGCCACCAAGGGAAUAUCUGGGAUAUCCCCGUAAAGGCUUGACACUGGCUGUCAAACGGGAUCACCACCCUGCGCCGAUCGACUUAUAGUCUUCGGUGUGAGGAGAACGGAAGACGGAGUGAAAUCAUGGGAUUCUUCCAAUGAGCUGGGCACUACAUCUCUGCUGGGCGGAGUCAACUGCACAGUCUCUGUCUAACCCGAUCUGCUCCAGCGAGCCAUCCCCUGCGUUCAACAGCCCUAUCCGUAGGUACCCCCAUCGCCCUGAAUGUGGAUGAACGAACACAUGUUGCCGAGUUGAGGUGAGAACCAUCGCGCCAGUUGAGCCUGCUAGACGGGCUUCGGCCAGUGGAGGACGCCGCUUCGAGGAUAAACCUGUGGUUGCUCACAUUUGGGUCGGUGGAAUGACUGGGACAGGGCAGGGAUGGCUGAGGGCAGAAUGUAGGCUCAUCUCCCUACAAACCUCUCGCGCUAGAUGAGUCAUCACGCAGCUCGGCCUGCCCGACUCACCACAAAGCGGAGAGGCAGCUACAAGAGAAGGGAAUCGUUACUGCUGAGCAGUGCACUCCACCUUCUCUGGACCUUUUGAGUCCAUCGGCUAAAGAUGCUGGUAUCUAAGUGACGUGGAA
Messenger RNA from Fusarium verticillioides 7600, 3602 nucleotides. RefSeq lists its product as hypothetical. NCBI's taxonomy places the organism in Eukaryota, Fungi, Ascomycota, Sordariomycetes, Hypocreales, Nectriaceae. The transcript has a single exon. Bases 947 to 2005 code for a protein of 352 amino acids. The record is from RefSeq and is a predicted model, not a curated record.